Molecule: messenger RNA, 456 nt
Organism: Solanum pennellii
Lineage: Eukaryota; Viridiplantae; Streptophyta; Magnoliopsida; Solanales; Solanaceae
Product: putative inactive methylesterase 20
Exons: 1
Coding region: 1-456 (151 amino acids)
Biological process (GO): jasmonic acid metabolic process; salicylic acid metabolic process
Molecular function (GO): methyl jasmonate esterase activity; methyl salicylate esterase activity; methyl indole-3-acetate esterase activity
Source: RefSeq, a predicted model, not a curated record
AUGUUCAGCAGCAAUAUUAAGUCCAUCAGCCAUUUUAGGCACAGGAAGAGAGUUAUUCUACAAAGAAGCAAAGUGAAGAACAACUUUAAUGGAUUGAACUUAUUUGGAGUUCAAAAGACAAAUAACAAUGUUGCAUCAUUAAGCCUCAUCACUACUAUGUGCUCAUUGAAAACCCCAUCACAAGCCAAAGGUGAAAAAAGCUUGUCACAACCCAAAGAUAAGAAGCACUUUGUGCUGCUUCAUACUGGAUGUCAUGGACCCUGGUGUUGGUAUAAAAUUGUAGAAUUGAUGAAAUCUUCAGGGCAUAAUGUUACAGCUCUUGACUUGGAUGGUUCAGGAUCCAACGCGAAACAGGCCAUUGAAACCACAAGUUUUUCUGAUUAUUUAAGUCCGCUAAUGAAGUUCAUGGCUUCACUUCCUGCUGAUGAAAAAAUAGUUCUUGUUGGUCAUAGCUGA